Molecule: messenger RNA, 2900 nt
Organism: Micropterus salmoides (largemouth bass)
Lineage: Eukaryota; Metazoa; Chordata; Actinopteri; Centrarchiformes; Centrarchidae
Gene: nvl
Product: nuclear VCP like
Biological process (GO): ribosome biogenesis
Cellular component (GO): nucleus
Molecular function (GO): ATP hydrolysis activity; RNA binding; ATP binding
Source: RefSeq, a predicted model, not a curated record
GGAUGCUUUAAUUAGUAUUUCCGGGGUCGUGGUUGUCUCGUAGUCACGCUGCCAGUGCCAAAACCAAAACCAAACAGUUGACAGUCACUAACAGACGAAUAGGUGGCGUUUAGAGCUAUGUGGUGGUGUUUUUCUUGAGGCUCAGAGAAGCACAGUCAUGAAGAAUAGAGGUGCAGGUUGGCUGGAUGGUCGGCUCAGACAGAGAGUGGAGCAGUAUCUGGCGUCCAGCAACAGUGAAUAUGUGGACCUGUCGGCCUUGGCAGAGGAGCUUCAGAAACUGUACAGAAUGGAAUAUGGCAGAAGGAACAAGACAGCUUUCAGGAUUCAAGUGGAGAAAGUAUAUGAAGCAAUCAUGAAGGAGUCUGGGCUGAACGACCUGGAGAGCAAACACUUGGCUAAGAGAGCCAAGCACAGCCACAAUGACACUGGUGAUGGUGGCAGCAGCAGCUCAGAAGAGUCCUCCGACAGUGAUGACCACAUUCUGGAGAACACUCCCACCAACCACAUGAACAGCUCUCUAACAUCCCUGUACCGAAAGGGACAGCCUGACUCCAGCACCUGCUCACCCAGGAGAGAUCAGCCUGCUGCCGGCAGUCCCGCCAGCACGGCCAAUCCCCCUCCCAGUGCAGGGACGCUGGUUUCCACAGGAGGCUGGUUCAUUGAUAGAGGCAGGGGCCCCGAGAAGAGCAUCCUCAUCGACCUGUGUGAAGAGGAGCCAAGUAAUGCAGCAACAAAUCAGACAGAUGUCUCCAUGCUGGAGCCUGACAAAUCUCACAAAAAGUCCAAAAGAAGGACAAAGAAAUCCACUGAAACUACAGAGUCUCGCCCCCUGAACAAGACAGCAAAAUCAAAGUCACCGGAGCUGCAGUAUCCCACUCUGAAGUUUGAAGAUGUAGGAGGGAAUGAAGAGACGUUAACGGAGGUCUGUAAGCUGCUGAUCCACAUUCGUCACCCUGAGGUGUACCAGCAGCUGGGAAUGGUUCCUCCGAGGGGCUUCCUCCUCCACGGACCUCCUGGCUGUGGAAAGACCCUUCUGGCCCAGGCUGUGGCUGGGGAGCUGCAGCUGCCCAUGUUGAAGGUGUCUGCUCCAGAGCUGGUGUCUGGAGUGUCUGGGGAGUCUGAACAGAAGCUCAGAGAGCUGUUUGACCUGGCUGUGAGCUCUGCCCCAUGUAUCCUGUUCAUAGAUGAGAUAGAUGCCAUCACCCCCAAGAGAGAGGUGGCCUCCAAAGACAUGGAGAGGAGGAUUGUAGCCCAGCUGCUAACCUGCAUGGACGACUUGAACAGUCACAGUGAAGCUCAGGUACUGGUCAUCGGUGCCACCAACAGGCCAGACUCCCUGGACCCCGCCCUCCGCAGAGCCGGACGCUUCGACAAAGAGAUCUGCCUGGGUAUCCCCGAUGAAGCAGCUCGUCUCAGGAUCUUAAAGACAUUGUGUCGAAAGCUGAAGCUGCCGGUGGACUUUGACUACCAGCAGCUUGCCCGGCUCACCCCGGGCUAUGUGGGCGCAGACCUCAUGGCUCUGUGCCGCGAAGCUGCCAUGAGCGCUGUAAACCGGGUUCUGCUGGACAGUAGAGGACAGCCCCGGAGCCAAAGCCAGAGCUCCACUGAAGAUCUGUUACCAAGCACAGUUCAGUCUGAUGGUGCUGCGAUAGACGGAGAGGCUGCAGAGCAACAGACAACGAUCAACCCAGUACCUCAGAAAGAGUUGGGACAGAAGCACCUGCAGCAGGGGGAGCUGUGGCAGCUGCUUGACCUGCUGAAGAACACAGAGAUGCUGUCAGAGGAAGAGCUGGCAAGCCUGUCCAUCCUCAUGUCAGACUUCCAGGCCUCUCUGGCCAGUGUCCAGCCCUCAGCCAAGAGGGAGGGCUUCGCCACCGUGCCUGAUGUCACCUGGGAGGAUGUAGGCGCCCUGCAGGACAUCAGGGAGGAGCUCACCAUGGCCAUACUGGCUCCAGUGCGUUCUCCAGAGCAGUUCAAAGCCCUGGGGCUCAGUGCUCCAUCUGGUGUGCUGCUCGCUGGUCCUCCAGGAUGUGGAAAAACACUGCUGGCCAAGGCAGUGGCCAAUGAGUCAGGCCUCAACUUCAUCUCUGUCAAGGGUCCAGAGCUGCUCAACAUGUAUGUGGGAGAAAGUGAGCGGGCUGUCAGACAGGUCUUCCAGAGAGGACGCAACUCGGCUCCUUGUGUCAUCUUCUUUGAUGAGAUCGAUGCUCUGUGUCCUCGGCGCUCAGGCCAUGAGUCAGGAGCCAGUGUGCGGGUGGUCAACCAGCUGCUCACAGAGAUGGACGGCUUAGAGACUCGACGGCAGGUCUUCAUCAUGGCUGCAACCAACAGACCAGAUAUCAUCGACCCUGCCAUACUGAGGCCAGGGCGGCUAGAUAAAACCUUGUAUGUGGGUCUCCCACCUCCAGCAGACCGCCAUGCCAUCCUACUCACCAUUACUAAGGGGGGAACCAAACCUCAGCUGGAGCAGGAUGUCUCUCUGGAAGAGAUCGCCUUCGACGAGCGCUGUGAUUGCUUCACUGGAGCUGACCUGACUGCGUUAGUGAGGGAAGCAUCUAUUAAUGCUCUGAGGGCCUACCUGAAGUCUCAGCAUUCCCCAGCUUCUUUUUCCGGUCACACAUACUGCUCUGGCUCUGUCACUGACAUGAGAGUGAACAAACAGAACUUUGAUGAUGCCUUCAAGAAAGUCCGUCCAUCUGUGUCCAAAAAGGACCAGAGGAUGUACGAGCAGCUCAGAGACUCCCUCAGCAGAUAAGUUCCAUCCCAGAACCACCAACAUCACCAGCAACAGUUCAACUUGUACACUGACUUGUUUAAUGAAUCAUUCUGUCAUGUAUGUAUACAGAUGUAUUAUGGUUGAAUCUGCUUUUAUAAUAAAAGUUGUUUGUAGAAACCAAAGA